AUGAAAUAAUAAUAACACAUUUAGCUACCUAAUUUAUCAAAGUUAUAAAAUCUUACAUCAAGUGAUAGAAGUCCUAGAACAGUUAAUACACCAACAAGAAAGGCAAGUGAAAUUCUUGUUAAAUUUAAUUUUCAUCUUAAUCCUUCCUUGCAUAAAAAAAAAUAAAUCAAAAAUACCACUAAUAAUGAAUUUUAAACAAAAAAAAUAAGCAAAGUUACUAGAAAUAUUAUGGAACUCGUAAACAUUUUUAUAUUAUAUAAUUUAAGAGAAGAAGAAAAAAAAUGAAAUGUGAUUCUUUGUAAAUCAAACCUAGAAUUUAAGCCUGUAAAACUAAUAAAGGAGGCACAAUUUCUGUCCUCAAAAAUAAUGAAUAAUGCAGAUCUUAUUUACAUAAAAAAUACAAAGAUUAAAUUUAUACUGGUGCAUCAGAAUUUAGUGAUAAAAGUAAAGAUAAAUUAAGAUUAUAAAUGGUCAAAUGGUUAAUAGAUAAUAAAAAAGAAGUUGUUUGUGCAUUAAAUGAAAAUAAAUAAAAUAUUUUAGAAUGGGUUUAAUGUGUUGAAAAAGUAGACAGAGAUGAAUUUGAUAUUAUUCUUCAUGGAAUUCAAUUAUACAAAGAUCCCAACUUAAUUAAUCGUUUAUUUUGGUAUCAAUAUCAAAUAUUUUUAGGGUUUUUGAUUUAAAUGAUGAUGGUUAUAUUGAAUUUAAUGAAAUUUAAUAUUCAAUUAAUUUAUUUAGAGAGUAUGAUUAAUAAGAUAAAAUUCAGAUAUUUUUUGAAUUAUGUGAUGAAAAUGAUGAUGGUUAUAUUAAUGAAGAAGAUAUCAAAAAAUUUUUCUCGAAAAAUCUUACUAACUAAGAAGAACUUAAAUAAAUGAAAUUUCUCAUUAAGGAUUUCUAUUAAGAACUCAAUCCUUAUAAUUAAAAAGGAUUGAGUGCAGAUGAUUUAUCUAAGGCUACAUUAAGUGAUUAAAAUAUAAGAAUCAUAGUUGAAAAAAAUACAUUGAUUCUAAAAUCUAAUAAUAAAAAAGAAGACGAUAUAGGUUCAAGUCUUAAUAAUCUCAUUUAUUCUGGCUAAUAGUAAUACUUAUAUUAAUUAAUUUUUUUAGUGAAGGUAAACAAGGAAUAUUUUUCCCUUAAAUUGAAGGAUUGAUAGAUGCUUUAAUAGAGAAAGAUAGAAUUAUGAUGCAAUAUAAAUAAAUUAAAUUGGAUUUUGAUUAGAUUGAAGAUAAUUCUGAUUGA
Paramecium sonneborni is the source of this 1236-nucleotide messenger RNA. Lineage: Eukaryota; Ciliophora; Oligohymenophorea; Peniculida; Parameciidae. The record is from the annotation of a GenBank genome assembly.